Molecule: messenger RNA, 2665 nt
Organism: Zingiber officinale
Lineage: Eukaryota; Viridiplantae; Streptophyta; Magnoliopsida; Zingiberales; Zingiberaceae
Product: chloroplastic group IIA intron splicing facilitator CRS1, chloroplastic-like
Exons: 8
Coding region: 57-2387 (776 amino acids)
Biological process (GO): RNA splicing, via transesterification reactions
Molecular function (GO): mRNA binding
Source: RefSeq, a predicted model, not a curated record
UUCCAGUCGCUUGGGAUCCCUUGGAUAUUUUCUAGAGUCGACCUCGUUCGCCGCCGAUGAUGCUGCCGCCUCCGUCUCCUCAUCCUUCGUCCGCCUCGUUCUCCUUCCUCCCGAUCCCUUCGCCUUCUCUCCGCUCCUUAUCCCUUCACCCUCACCUCUUCCGGCCUCCUCGCCUGCUCGCCUCCGAUCAUCUCGACGUCCCUUCGCCGGCCAGCGAGAGAGAGAACCGGCCACCCUCCUCUGUGCCUCCAUGGAUCCUUGCCGACGGAGCUGACUCGCUCAAGAUGCCCACCGCUCCGUGGAUGUCCUCCCCACUUGUCCUCCCCCGGGACCAAGUUCUGGACCCCUCGAGCCCUCGUAGAAGCGCCAGGAGGAAGCACAAGAACGAUGGCCGCGCCGAUAGGGACCUCACUGAAAAAGUCAGAGGAGGUCGGAGUCGCUAUGCUAUGCUCGGAAUUAUUAGAAACAUCAAGAGCCUCCGCGAGCUCCAUUCGCUGGAGGCGGAUGACGAGAAACCGACCUCUUCCGGUGUUUCUGGUGGGACCCAGGUAGUGGAUCUCGACAUCCCACUUGGAACAGGAGAUUCUGGAGCCGGUCGGAGGAUUCCGUGGGUUUCCGCGGAGGUGGAUAAGCUAGUGUUUAGGAGAGAGAAGAAGGUGAAGGAGAUAACGGCGGCGGAAUUGGUGCUUGCUCCUGAUUUACUCUUUCGACUGCGAGGCGAAGCAAAGAAGAUGAAGAAGUGGGUGAAGGCCAAGAAAGCUGGCGUGACGCAAGUGGUGGUGGAGGAGAUUCAGCGGGGUUGGAGGAAUGAUGAGCUUGUCAUGGUUAGGAUUGUGGAACCCCUCCGGCGAAACAUGGACAGAGCUAGGGAAAUUGUUGAGACAAAGACUGGAGGUUUGGUUGUAUGGAUAAAGAGAGAUUUCCUAGUUAUCUAUAGGGGAGAAAAAUAUGGAAUGAUUCUUCAUACCCCUAGUUGCUAUAAUGCUGUUGAUCAAGUGAAUCUUGGCAUAUUUGACAGUAAUCGUGCUAUUUUUUCAGUAAAUUCUGGUGGAAUAAUGAAGGAUAUGGAAAAUAAUAUUUAUCUAACCAACAAGAAUUCCGUAACUCAACAUCCAGUUGAAGGAUCUCUUUAUGAGAGAGAAGCAAAUAGAUUAUUGGAUGGAUUAGGUCCCCGGUUUGUUGAUUGGUGGUGGCGAACGCCGCUGCCUGUGGAUGCUGACCUACUCCCAGAAGUUGUUCCUAGUUUUAGGCCUCCAUUCAGGAUGCGUCCCCCUGGUAUAAGAGUAAAGUUAACAGAUGAUGAGUUGACCUAUCUGCGGAAACUUGCCCGUUCUUUACCCACACAUUUUGCUCUUGGUAGAAACACAAAACUUCAAGGCUUGGCUUCUUCAAUAAUAAAGCUUUGGAAGAAAAGCUGCAUAGCUAAGAUUGCAAUCAAAAUAGGCAUUCAAAAUACCAACAAUGAGCAAAUGUCAUUGGAGCUCAAGCGGCUCACUGGUGGAGUUCUGAUAUUGAGAAACAAGUUCUUUAUCAUUUUAUAUAGAGGCAAAGAUUUUCUCCCUGAUGGAGUCUUUAAUCUUAUUGAGGAGAGAGAAGCAGAGCUUGAUAAGGAACUUCUCGUGGAAGAAGAAGCUCGACUCAGUUCCACAAACUUGACCCAUACGAUGGAUGCCAUAUCACUUAGUUCUAACAGUGCUGGUACACGCAUGGAAUUUCAAAACAUUCAAACAAAUCAUGUCAGACUUAGCAUUAAGAAUCAUAGAUGUCAAGUUCAAAUUGAAGCUGAAAAGGAAAAAUUGGAGAAGGAACUAAGGCUCAAUGAGCAUAGGCUUUUCAUUCUUAAUCAGAAGAUUGAGAAAUCCAAUCAAUUGUUGAGCAAGCUUAGUUUGUCAUGGUGCCCUUCCGACCAAAUUGCUGACCAGGAAAUAUUGACGGAAGAGGAGAGGCAGGCUUUUCGUAAAAUUGGCUUGGCCAUGGAUGAAGUUAUAUUGCUAGGUAGGCGUGGAAUCUAUAACGGGGUAAUUGGAAGUAUUCAUCAGCACUGGAAACAUAGAGAAGUUGUGAAAGUAAUUACCAAGCAAAAGGCAAAGUACCAGGUUAAUUAUUCUGCAAGAUUGCUUGAAGUGGAGUGUGGUGGGAUACUGGUGGCUGUGGAGAAACUUAGAACAAGCCAUGCAAUAAUUAUCUACCGUGGAAAGAACUACGCUCGUCCAUUGCAGCUGCCCGACAAUAUUCUGACUAAAAGAGAAGCAUUACAAAGAUCAAUUGAGAUCCAGCGUCGUGGAUCCUUGAAACAUUUCUCACUGCAAAGAGAGAAAGCAAUCAGGAAAUUAAAACAGAGACUGAGAGCUUUAGAGCGGAAGAGCAGUGAAAUGACGAUUUGUUGAACAAACAAUUCUCUGAAUUAUGAUUGCUUAUGACCAGUAUCCAGGCUCAGACGCAACAAUGUCUUCUACUUUCAUUUCGCCAAGGUAAAUACCAGCAUUGAUAGACAUUUUUUGUAUUUUACAGAGUUGGUUCAUGUCGCUCCAUCAAGAUAAAUACUUACAUUGAUUGGUAUGUUUAUAUUAAAAUUUCUUAUUUCACGGAGAUGGUUCAUGUAACUCCUGUUUGACAAACAAUUGUUUUUACACUAUAAUCAAUUCAAAAUACCUGAUUGUGCUAA